Aegilops tauschii subsp. strangulata is the source of this 693-nucleotide messenger RNA. Lineage: Eukaryota; Viridiplantae; Streptophyta; Magnoliopsida; Poales; Poaceae. The record is from RefSeq and is a predicted model, not a curated record.
AUGUGGCGCACUCCCACUGGCCAGCGCCGCCACCCAGCCGGCUGGAGCCAACCAGGCGCGACCACGUCGCCCCAGCCCCGCGCCUCCAGCCGCUCGGGCCCGCCGAGGCCCGUGCGCGGCCCGCCAGGCCCAUCGGCCUCGCCCGAGCCGCCAGCGCCCCGCGCCAGGCCGCGCCUCCCGCCGCCGGCGUGCCCCCGUUCGCCGCCGUCGUCCCCGCCGCCUACCUCCCGCGCCCGAGGUGCCUCGCCUCCGCCUGACGCCCGGCGCCGCCGCGUCCCCGCCGUUCCCCGUCGUUCGCGCCGCCCGUCCGCCACCCCGGCGACCGCGCCUCGCCUCCUCCCCACCGCAGUGUUCCGCAUCGCCGGCGAACCCGCGACCCGCCGCCUUCCUCCGCAGGCCGGCGCGCCUCCGCGCCGCAUCGCCGCCCAGAUCCAUCCAUCCCCGGCGCGGAUCCGGCCUCCCUCGCCCUUCUCCCCUCGCCGGAGGUCGUGCCGCCGUCGCCGCCCUGCCAUGGCCUCGGUCGACCUCGUCGGAGAGGGCGACGAGCGCCCGCCUGGGCCGCCUCCCCCUCGCGCCGCGUGGGCCUCCUCCGCAGUCCAGCCCAGCGCCCCGGCCCGCCUCGUCCUCCUCUGCAACCUGGGCCGUGCCCACGAUGUGAGCAGCCCACUAAACCCCGCCCAGUGCACGUUAUAG